This is a messenger RNA of Loa loa (African eye worm), 1433 nucleotides long. RefSeq lists its product as hypothetical. Gene Ontology annotation, molecular function: malonyl-CoA decarboxylase activity. Gene Ontology annotation, biological process: fatty acid biosynthetic process; malonyl-CoA catabolic process; acetyl-CoA biosynthetic process. The transcript has 11 exons. The record is from RefSeq and is a predicted model, not a curated record. Gene Ontology annotation, cellular component: mitochondrial matrix; peroxisomal matrix. NCBI's taxonomy places the organism in Eukaryota, Metazoa, Nematoda, Chromadorea, Rhabditida, Onchocercidae. Bases 7 to 1401 code for a protein of 464 amino acids.
UUAUUUAUGAUGAAACAAAGGAAUGAUAUUAUAAGAAAAUUGUUCGCAUUUACUUUCGGUUCCCAUCAUCGUAUAACGGUCAAAGGGCAUCGAGCUAAUUCAACGACUGUUCGAGACAUAUACGGCAAUCUUACGCCGCACUCAUCAUCCGAUCAGUGGCGUGAUGCUGGCGAACAGCUAAUCGAAAAGUAUUUUGCAUCAUCGAUGUUGCACCGACGUUCCAUUUUGGUCGAACUUGCGCAAAAUUUCGGUGUAGAUCAUGCAGUACUGAAACGAUCCAUCCAACUCUACCAUAAGAACGAACAAGCAUUUAUGAAUGUUGCUUCAGCAUCACGUCCAUAUUAUUUCCGACUUUUUCAAUCUAUCGGUAACGUAGCAGGCGGUGUGAAAAAGAUAUGUGCUAUGCGUGCUGAUGCUUUGGAAAUGCUUCGUUCUUUGGAUUUAACGCGAACUGAAAGUGCAGCGUUACGACCCGUCGAAAAUUGUCUUCGUGAAUUAUUGACACUUUGGUUUUGUCAAAGUAAUUUGCGUUUGCAGCAACUGACAAUUGAAUCACCAGGUGAUAUUCUUGACAAGGUUAUGAAAUGUGAAGCUGUUUAUCCAAUGGCCGAUUUGAUAGAUAUGAAACGUCGCCUUGGUCCUAAUCGACGUUGCUUUGUGUUUAUGCAUGAAGCCAUGGCCCGUGAACCGCUGGUUGUUGUUUACGCUGCAUUUAUGAAAAAGAUCGCCAAAAAUCUUGAAGAUAUAAUGAAUGGCACCGAUGUACUUGAAGAUGAAAAUGCGAGUGAUACGGCUAUGUUUUAUUCGAUAUCAUCAGCACAAGCCGGGUUGCGUGGUAUCGAUUUGGGCAAUAUGUUGAUAAAACGCGUAAUUGCUGAGAUUUCAAACACCAAUCCGCAUAUACGCAUAUUUGCGACCUUAUCACCUAUGCCUUAUUUUCGUUCUUGGCUUUUACGGUCCCUUAAAUGUGCAGCACCAUCUGGAGAUGUAAUUGAUGAAAGGUUAUUGGCAUUGUGUGAGGAAAAUGAAUUUUUUGAAGGCGACAUCAAAAUAGUCGAACUCGUACGACUGUUUUUAUUGGAUCAUCUGAAUAAGAUUAAUGUCACUAAGUAUGAAGAAGUUUCCGAGAUCCUUUUGCAUCUAGCGGUUCGGUAUUUGCUGGAAGUAAAACGUUCUGGUGCAGGACGUGUUUUUGAUCCUGUCGAAAAUUUUCAUUUGCGAAAUGGUGCGGAAAUUUAUGCAGUGAAUUGGAAAGCUGAUACAACCAUUAAAGGAAUGGAAAGUAGUUACGGUGUGAUGGUCAAUUAUCUAUAUCGAUUAGAUCAGGUUAUGAGAAAUUCAGCUCAAUAUAUUCAAAAAGGAGAAAUUGCAAUUAAUUCUCAGGCUCUAGCGCUGUUAUAAUAGGGACCCAAGAGCAUACCUUUAUACCGGAG